Molecule: messenger RNA, 2335 nt
Organism: Monopterus albus (swamp eel)
Lineage: Eukaryota; Metazoa; Chordata; Actinopteri; Synbranchiformes; Synbranchidae
Gene: fhl3a
Product: four and a half LIM domains 3a
Exons: 6
Coding region: 233-1072 (279 amino acids)
Biological process (GO): actin cytoskeleton organization
Cellular component (GO): stress fiber; Z disc; nucleus
Molecular function (GO): transcription coregulator activity; actin binding
Source: RefSeq, a predicted model, not a curated record
UAUAACACAGGAAUAAAAGUUAAUAGGCUUUAUGUACUGCCUCUCAUGUCUCUCUCUCUCUCUUUCACUGCCUGUCCUUCUUUUUCCACUUGUUCCCACUUGCACUGCAUGUUUUGUUUAAGCUCCGCUCCAUGGCUGGUACAAGCUGAAGCAUUUACAACAUAAAUAUUGGCAGUGAAAGUCUAUACUGAUAUCCAACUGCGGUGCCGGAAAAGGCUUAGAGGAAAUUAUCAUGGCUGACCGUUUUGACUGUGACAAUUGCAAAGAAUCCCUGUAUGGCCGCAAGUACAUCCAGUCAGAGGACAGUCCGUACUGCAUCCCCUGUUAUGACACCCUGUUCUCAAACACAUGUGAUGAGUGCAAAGAGCUCAUUGGCCAUGAUGCAAGGGAGCUCUUUUAUGAGGACCGGCAUUAUCAUGAACACUGCUUCCGCUGUUUCCGCUGCGAUCGCUCGUUGGCAGAUGAGCCCUUCACCAGCCAGGAUGACGCAUUGCUCUGCAAUGACUGCUACUGUAAUGAAUUCUCAUCCAAGUGCGUAGCCUGCGACAAGAUCGUUAUGCCAGGUACAAGAAAGUUGGAGUAUGCAGGCUCUACAUGGCAUGAGGGCUGCUUCAUCUGUCACAGCUGUGAGCAGCCGAUUGGCUCAAAGUCCUUUAUUCCCGACAAGGAUGAGCACUACUGUGUGCCCUGCUAUGAGGAAAAGUUUGCUCCACGCUGCACACGCUGUAAAAAGACCCUGGCUAAAGGUGGUGUGACCUAUCGGGAUGAGCCGUGGCAUAAGGAGUGCUUUGUGUGCACCAGCUGUAAGACACAGCUGGCGGGUCAACACUUCACCUCCAGAGACGAUAGCCCGUACUGCCUCAAGUGCUUUGGCAGCCUGUACGCCAAAAAGUGUGAGGCCUGCAGCAAACCCAUCACAGGUUUUGGAGGAGGAAAGUAUAUCUCAUUUGAGGAUCGCCAGUGGCAUCAGCCGUGCUUUACCUGCUCCCAGUGCUCCAUUUCACUGGUGGGCACCGGCUUCUUCCCUGAUGGUGACAGGAUCCUGUGCCGGGACUGCCACAGCAACUUAUAGAGCAGUUAUUUACCCUAUUCUCAUCCUUCCCUUGACUUACUUUUCACUCUUUGUCACUGCAUUUCAAGACCCCAACCAAGCUCAUUACUGAGGACAGUAACACAGGCUAACAAUGUUGCCUCUCAGGUCAUUUUUACAUGAAAACAACUUUCUCUUUGUCCCCGUCUGUAUUACAUUUUCAUAUAGGAGCUAGUCAUCAAAAUCAUUUUUGGAUCCAUGCGCUGCAUCCAUGAUGAUUUCCUCUUCAACCAAAGGGCUAAAUGGAGUGCCUUAAGAACAACAUUCUCACAUGUAGUGUACUAUCGAACCAAAGAAAUGCAAAAUGCUAGUCACUUUGCAAAAGAUUUCUUUGUAUUUUAUGUAAAUUAAUUGUCACUUGAGGUAGAGGUCAGGCUCUGAAGAGAAGACAAGACACUGACACAGUAUAGUAUAUAAACCUUACAGUCGGCAGUUUCAAAAUAUUGUGUAGUUACUGUUCUAAUGCUCUUAUAACUGCAUUUUUAUGCAUUCUGAAUGUUGCUUUUUUCACGUCAGUUAUCUUUCUAUAAUGUGUCCUGCUUUAUGUAUCUUAAACAUGUUACUGUAUAUAAUGACAUAAAAGGAGGUGUGACAGAACAAAUUUGAUCAAUUCUAUUAAAUUAAAAUAUGCCAAAGUCAAAACAAGAGGAACAUUCAGAAAAAAAAACUGACUGUGCUUUCAGUGGGAUAGUUACUUUUUGAUAGAAAGUAUCAAUAAAAUCAUUUGCACUUUGGAAAAAAUAUUCUCUUGCUACCAUAUAUGUGCACAUUAUAACACAAUUGCCAUCAUGUAUCUACUUUGAACUUUGCCGUGACACUGAUUUUACAUAAAGUUUCAUCUUAUUUCUUUUUCAUUUGUUGUAAUGAAUCUUUGUAUCACCUUUGCUCAAAGAGCCAGCAUUUAUAACCUAAAAGAAGCUGAAAUGAUAUGAAUUAUUAUUGUGUAUUGCAGGAGUAUGCAUGUCUUUAUCUGCUAUGAUUUUUCUCUAUUUUAUUUCUGUUAAUGCUGUUAGUGUUUUGUUUCUUAUUGAUAGUUUUUAACUUGUAUGUGAAAAAGUAUUAAAAACUAUGUUUCAUUAUUUCAGCUUUGAUGCUGGUGAGUCAAGGUUGGCAAAUAUACAUUUUAAGAUGGAAAAGAGGCCAUCAAGGUAAUAACAAUAUGAACAUAUUGUAAAAAAGAUGAUGAUUGAUAUGAAUAAAUGCUACAGUGGUGAGUCUUAUUUGUGAAGCCUUAUUGAAUAAAUU